This is a messenger RNA of Lactuca saligna, 951 nucleotides long. Lineage: Eukaryota; Viridiplantae; Streptophyta; Magnoliopsida; Asterales; Asteraceae. The record is from the annotation of a GenBank genome assembly.
AUGGUGGUCACGGCCCACUUUAUUGAUAAAGAUUGGGUCAUGCACAAAAGAGUUAUCAACUUUAAAUCUUUAGAUAGUCAUAGGGGAGAAGACAUUGGGCGUACGUUGUUGCCUUGUCUUGAAGAGUGUGGUAUCAAUAAUGUAAUGACCAUAACCGUAGACAAUGCUAUUUUAAAUGAUAAAGCAAUUGAAUUUCUAAUGAAAAAACUACGAAACUUAUACGAUGGGGGGAAACAAUUACACGUAAGGUGUAUGGCCCACAUCCUAAACCUUAUUGUUAAGGAUGGGUUUGAUGAACACCAAUCUAGCAUUAAGUGCAUGCAAAAGGCCGUUAGAUAUAUUAGGAAUUCCACUCAACGGAUUCAAAGGUUCAAAGAAUGCAUGAAAGAGUUAAAUGUGGAAUCCAAGAAGUUUUUGUGCAAUGAUUCCCCAACCCGAUGGAACUCCACAUACGAGUUAUUGAAGAUUGCGGUGGAGUUGGAGAAGGUUUUUGGAAUGUUUUCAGUUAAAGAUCCACGGUUGAAGUUUGAGUUUCUUCAACAAGCCUUUGAGAAGUUGAUUAAGUUGAAGAAUACCAGAGAACCUCCCAUAUUCAACUCGGAAGUCACUUUGAAGGCUAAGGCCUUAAUACGGGACAUUGAAAAAAAAAUUGAGAAUUUUUUUAAUUUCUACAAAGCAAAGUUCGACAAUACCGAGUCUUCUCAAAGUCAAACACGUGCUCAGGAAGAUGUAGUUAUGUUUGAUGAUGAGAAUAACUUCAUGGGUGAUUUAAUAGUAAAAUCGGAUUACCCAUUGGCAUCUACAGAAACAGAGUUGACACAAUACCAAAACGAGCGGUCAGUUAAAUACAAUAAAGAUUUUGACAUUCUAAUUUGGUGGAAACAAAAUGCAUCUUUUUACCCUAUUCUAGAUCGUAUGGCGAAAGGCGGAAAUGUUUCGGGGAGGAAGUGA